UGGGUCAGUGUUCAAAGAGCAACGUGUUGGGUUUAAAUUAAAAACAUUGAAGCUGCUCUUACUUACAAAAUACUACAGCUAGUUUCUUUCCCUUGAAAUUGAAAUCCCUCUUAUUUUUAUUUGGGUCAAAGAAACAGAGAAAAUGGAAUAUCUAGGGAUUGAUUUUAGCUGUGCAUUGGGUUCGCUCCGCCACGGCAAAAUCCCAGAGAAAGACUGCUUGCUGCCUCUCAUUUCCAAGCUCCUCGGCUAUUGCAUCGUCGCCGCCUCCACCACCGUCAAACUCCCCCAGAUAUUGAAAAUUUUGAAGAAUGGAAGUGUCAGAGGCCUUAGUGUUGUGGCCUUUGAGCUUGAAGUAGUCGGCUACACCAUUGCACUAGCGUAUUGUCUCCACCAAGGGCUUCCCUUUUCAGCUUUUGGGGAGUUGGCGUUUCUUUUGGUCCAAGCUAUAAUUUUAGUUGCCAUAAUCUACUAUUAUUCUCAACCUUUGGGUGCCUCAACAUGGAUCAGGGCAUUACUAUAUUGUGCUGUAGCACCUACCAUCUUGGCUGGUCAAAUUGAUCCCAUUCUCUUUGAAGCACUAUAUGCAUCUCAGCAUGCAGUUUUUCUCUUUGCCAGGAUCCCGCAGAUAUGGGCAAACUUUUCAAAUAAAAGUACAGGCGAGCUCAGCUUCUUGACAUGUUUUAUGAAUUUUGCCGGUUCCAUUGUGAGAGUUUUUACCAGUCUCCAGGAAAAAGCACCAAUAAGUGUUGUUUUGGGCUCUGCAAUUGGUAUUGCAACCAAUGGUACCAUCCUGAGUCAGAUAAUUUUGUACCGAAAUGCUCGUGCCACGGAAGAGAAGAAAAAGAAGUAGAACAAGAAGAUGCGGUGUCAUCUGUCAUCCUCAGCAGGUGGUGCAACUGGCCAACUUCACAAGUUCAUUGGUACUUUAGGUGUCAUCUUUCUUCGAGUGUAGCUGAACUCAAACGUAUCAAUGGAUGUUCCAAGUGGAGCAUGCAUAAACAGAUGUUAGCAACUACUUCUAUUUGAUACUUUCUUAUUGUUUAUUAAAUGAAUUGUAAAAUUAGAAAAAGAAAAAUGGUCCUCUUCCCCUUGGAUUAAAACCUUUAUACUUUUUGAUUUUUAAGAUAUUCGCAUUUUUUUUAUA
Molecule: messenger RNA, 1144 nt
Organism: Quercus lobata
Lineage: Eukaryota; Viridiplantae; Streptophyta; Magnoliopsida; Fagales; Fagaceae
Product: mannose-P-dolichol utilization defect 1 protein homolog 2-like
Exons: 8
Coding region: 143-850 (235 amino acids)
Source: RefSeq, a predicted model, not a curated record